AAUCAGAGGCGGCGGAGGCUGAUGGAGCUCUGACCCAUAUAAAUAGCAGCGUGCUGAGUUGCAGCUUAUAGUGAGAACUGCUGCUGUCUUCUGCUGACCUGUGAGCACUGCAUCAACCAUGGCACCCCAGGCAGACUUCGACAAAGCGGCAGAGGAUGUCAAGAAACUGACAAAAAGGCCAACCGAUGAUGAGCUGAAGGAACUGUACAGCCUCUACAAGCAGUCUACUGUUGGAGAUAUCAAUAUAGCGUGUCCCGGCAUUCUAGACCUGAAGGCCAAGGCCAAGUGGGAUUCAUGGAACCUAAAAAAAGGCUUAUCUAAGGAAGAUGCGAUGAGCGCCUAUGUGUCUAAAGCUCAUGAGUUGAUUGAAAAGUACAGCCACUAAAAAGGUUGCAUAAUGUUAGCACCUUCAAACAGCAGUUCCUGAACUGUCAGGACAGAUGAAAAGAACUCUAACACUACAUACCAGCUCUUGCCUCACGUGAUGUUUCAGGUAUAAUUAACAUAGGACUGUCCAGUCACAGGAAAAAUACCCUUUGUCUGUACUUUUCUGCACUGACCUAUUAAAACUUUUACAAAA
Nanorana parkeri is the source of this 580-nucleotide messenger RNA. It is a transcript of the gene ACBD7, whose product is annotated as acyl-CoA binding domain containing 7. Lineage: Eukaryota; Metazoa; Chordata; Amphibia; Anura; Dicroglossidae. Gene Ontology annotation, biological process: fatty acid metabolic process. The transcript is spliced from 4 exons. The record is from RefSeq and is a predicted model, not a curated record. Gene Ontology annotation, molecular function: fatty-acyl-CoA binding. Bases 119 to 385 code for a protein of 88 amino acids.